Molecule: messenger RNA, 4911 nt
Organism: Paralichthys olivaceus (Japanese flounder)
Lineage: Eukaryota; Metazoa; Chordata; Actinopteri; Pleuronectiformes; Paralichthyidae
Gene: brpf3a
Product: bromodomain and PHD finger containing, 3a
Biological process (GO): regulation of transcription by RNA polymerase II
Cellular component (GO): MOZ/MORF histone acetyltransferase complex
Molecular function (GO): protein binding
Source: RefSeq, a predicted model, not a curated record
CUGAAGGGGCGUAUUUUUCAAGCCAUCUUGACUGAAUAUUUAGCCUCAUCCAAGGUCCAUUAAUUCGAUAUCUUCGGGAUUUUGCUGCCCACAAGUUGACCACCGGCAUCAUUUGAAAGGUGGAAAUCACAGCCAUGACACCGACUCGACUCCGGGUGUGUGGCCGGAGUCAAGGCGGAGGAGUGGGGCGCUGAAGAUGACGCCGUCGCUCCCGAAAUGACCGGCUAGCUAAGCUAACGGCUAGCAUGUCCGCCUCGGCUGUCGCGUCUCUCUAGCUGACAUUAAGCUAAGUGCAGGAGUUCACUUCGCCACUCGCACCGCCGAGGACCGUGUCACAAGGGAGCUGGUGUAAACUCCCAUGCGGAAGGUGAGCCGGUGGGAAUGUGAGACAGUUGUUCGCGGACUCAACAUGGGUAGGGGUCGAGGUAGAGGGAGAGGAAGGGGCAGGGGGUCGUCUGUCCAGCUACGACCCCCCUCGCCCUACAGACUGCAGCUCUCUCCAUCCAGGGAGACUUUGACAUAUGCUCAGGCUCAGAAAAUAGUGGAGGUGGACCUAGAAGGGAGACUCCAUCGGAUUCACAUCACAGAUCCUCUGCCAGUUAUAACCGAGGAUGAGAUGACAGCCCAGGACAUUACUGAGUGCAACAGUAAUAAGGAGAACAGUGAGCAAAUGCAGAGUAAAACCAGGUCAUGGAAGAAACCCUCAAACAGUAAGAGCAAGAAGAGCGGUAAAAAUACAACUCACCAGAACCAACGGUCUGGCUCCCAGCAGCACACAGGAGCUACCAAUUCCCUCCAGCACCCAUCCAACCAAAGCCCUCUACCUGAGCCCACCUUCCGUGUGCUGAGUUCAGUUAACCCCUCGGAGGCACCUCCUCUCCCAGCAGCGUAUUACCGUUUCAUAGAGAAGUCAUUAGAGGAACAGGACAGUGUGGCUGAGUAUGACAUGGACGAGGAAGACCUGGCCUGGUUGGAGAUGGUGAACCAAAAGAGGGUGUGUGACGGUCACGCCUCAGUACCUCCAGAUACGUUUGAGCUGCUGAUCGACCGUCUGGAGAGGGAGUCAAUCCUGGAGUCCCGCAACCAAGCUCUGUCCCAGAGUGCAGUUGAUGAGGAUGCCUUCUGCUGCGUCUGCCUGGAUGACGAGUGUCUCAACAGUAACGUCAUCCUGUUCUGUGACAUCUGCAACUUGGCCGUCCACCAGGAGUGUUACGGUGUGCCCUACGUACCAGAAGGCCAGUGGCUGUGCCGCUGCUGCCUGCAGUCCCCUUCCCGUCCUGUAGACUGUGUGCUCUGUCCCAACCGAGGAGGUGCCUUCAAACAGACGAGUGAUGGGCGUUGGGCCCACGUUGUCUGUGCCAUAUGGAUCCCAGAGGUGUGCUUUGCCAACACAGUGUUUUUAGAGCCUGUUGAGGGUGUCAAAAACAUCCCUACUGCUCGCUGGAAGCUCACCUGCUAUCUGUGCAAGCAGAAAGGCAGAGGAGCGUCCAUUCAGUGCCACAAAGCCAACUGUUACAGGGCCUUUCACGUUACCUGUGCCCAGAAGGCCGGCCUCUUUAUGAAAAUAGACCCAGUCCGUGAGACGGGCAUCAAUGGUACCACCUUCUCUGUGAAGAAGACUGCUUUCUGUGAGCAUCACUCGCCCGUCGGGUUUCGGCGGGAUGGGUCAGGAGACGAGUCGGUUGAAGGAAGACUGGUGGGGGGCCGAGGGAACCGGGGUCAAAGGUCAUAUACUCAGAGCCCCCCGUCACCGACGAACAAGAAGGCUACCAAAGGCCAGAAGAAGAAGAAUACAAAAAAGUCUGGUCGGUCAACACGUCGCUCAAAUGUGCCUGUGCUGCUCGUGCCUCAGAUCCCUUCUCACAGACUGAACAAGAUCUGCACAGGAGUUGAAGUCCAGAGAAAGAAUCAGUUCAUGCAGAGGCUUCAUAACUACUGGUUACUGAAACGUCAGUCGCGGAAUGGGAUGCCUUUAAUACGCCGACUUCACUCUCAUCUGCAGACCCAGAAGACAACAGAACAGAGGGAGCCUGACGAAAAGCUGUCUGCUGCAAGAGAGGAGCUUCGAUACUGGCAAAAGUUGAGGCAGGACCUGGAAAGAGCCAGACUUCUGGUGGAGCUGAUUCGCAAGAGAGAGAGGCUAAAGAGAGAACAGAUGAAAAUUCAGCAGGCUGCCCUUGAGCUGAAGUUGACCCCAGCGCUGAUGCUUCUCAGAUCCACCUUGGACCAACUGCAAGAGAAGGACACAGACAAAAUCUUCUCUCAGCCCGUUAAUCUUUCAGAGGUCCCAGAUUACUUGGAGUUUGUUUCCCAACCCAUGGACUUCUCCACCAUGCGCACCAAACUGGAGGGACACGGCUACUGCUCCAUCACGGACCUGGAGAGGGACUUUGAACUCAUGAUUUCAAACUGCCUCAAGUACAACUCCAAGGACACCAUGUUUCACAAGACGGCUUUACAGCUGCGGGAGGUGGGCGGAGCUGUCCUCCGCCACGCCCACAGGCAGUCUCAGAGUAUUGGUCUCGACCCCAACACUGGCAUGCAUCUCCCAGAGGCGCCAAACAAACAUGGCUUCUACCACUGUACGUGGGAUGAUGUGGACCCUCUCCUGGACCCAGAGAACCGACUGCACUUAAGCACAGACGAGCAGCUAAAGGCCUUGCUGGACAAACUCGACAUGGUUACAUCCAUGCGUACCAGCGGUGGCCGAACCAAACGAAUCAGGCUGCUGCGCCGAGAGAUCAACACUCUCAGACAGAAAAUGAACCAGCAGCAAAACACUCAGUGUGUGAAUGGUAAUAACAAGGAGGAGGACGUACCAGAUGAAGAGGAGGAGGAGGAGGAGGUGGAGGAGAAAGAAAAGAAAUCAGAGAAGACGGAUAUUGUGGAUAAUGGACAUUUGACCACAGUGUCAAACUCUGGGAAUGAUGACUCUCCACCUGUGCUAGAACUUACUUGCCCGGUGUCAUCACCACUGCCGGGAGAUGCUCCUCUCGAGCCUCCUGUACUGGGAAUUGUAACUGGAGGGCGAAGGUCACCCGGACGCUCCUUCAAGCGUCAGAGGUCAUCCCGCAGUGGGAGCAAAAGCCAAGGUGAAGACGAGGCUGAGGUCGGUGAAACGCCAUCUUCACAACAAGAAGCCGUUCACGAGGCUACGCCACUGGGAUCACCCCCAACUCUACCUUUGGCUGGAGUUGGUCGUCGUACAUCUGUUUUGUUCAAGAAAGCUAAAAAUGGGGCACGGAUGGCGAAGAACAAGUCCCCGCUGCAGCAGAAUGGGAAAACAGCUGACAGUCAAACCAAUGGCCUGGAGAGCACCUCUGCUAGUCCAAAAUCACCCAGUGUGACAAACAUCACUGCUUUACCUCCCACUCCAAACCCCUCUCCUGCACCUCCCUCUCCCUCUGCGCACCACCUGAGGUCCAGAGGCUUCAGCCCAGAGACAGAAGCAGACAAACUCCCUCCACCACCCAAAGAAGCAGGUCUCACAAAUGGAAAACACAUUUCUGCAGACCAUGAUGAUGACGACCAAAAAUUAAACUGUAGUGUCUCCCCACCCAAACGUAGUCGGGGUAAACCUGCACUGGCUAAAGUCCCGAGCAGUGAGAAUGGAGACAUCUCUGGGUCUGGAAAGUCUACACUUCUGUCUUUAGAUAGUGAGACAGAGCUCGCACCACUGGACCUAGUUUGGGCCAAAUGCAGAGGAUAUCCGUCAUAUCCAGCAAUGAUUGUCGACCCUGACAUGCCGCAGGAAGGGCUUCUUCACAAUGGCAUCCCCAUUCCAGUGCCUCCUGUGGAGGUGCUUAAACUGGGUGAGUGGAGACAAACGGAGGAAGGCGAGAAGCUUUUCUUGGUGCUCUUCUUCGACACCAAAAGAACUUGGCAAUGGCUCCCUCGUGACAAACUACUGCCGCUGGGGAUGGAUGACACUGUAGACAAGUUGCGCUUAAUGGAAGGCAAGAAACCCAGUGUUCGCAAGUCUGUACACACUGCGUAUGACCGGGCCAUAGUACAUUUAAACCAUGUGAGAGGAAAUCUUAACUUCACUCCCUCCAAUUUUAUAUGAAUUUUAUCUGAAACAUUUUUAUCAUCUUAAACAGGCUGCCUGGUUAUACAUUUAGAAGCUUCAUCAGUGCUCUUAAAGGGUGAGAAAGUCAAUUAUCAACAGUUUCAACAACAGUUUUUGGUAUUUGAAGGUUUUCUGUAUAAAACUGAUGCUCUGGUUUUUAAAAUGGAGAGAAAAAGUGCUUGAACACAUUUUGUAGAUGAAAUUGUUGGUUUAUUCACUUUUUUUUUUUUAAAGGUUUUACACAACCACUGUUGCUAUGUGUUCAUAUAAAGUUUUUAUUUUAGGCCAAAGUGAGUCAAGAGAAGUGUAAAUAUUUACUCAUCAAAGGGAUUGUCUAGAUUCAAUAUGUAUUUAGAUUGUACUUGCCAUAGAAAUGUCACUGUGUUUAUUGAAGAGUGAAAGUCCCACUUUAUAUUCACGUCAUAUCUGGACUCUAUGGAUGAAAUGUUAAAGGUUUGUUGUCUAAGUGGUACUGAAAAAUAAUUUAAGAUAAUAUUUAAUAUUGUUAUUAUUUUUCAAAUUGAUGCAAAAAGCAGGAAACUUAACGAAACUAUUGUUUAGGUUACACUCUCAAAAACAAUUAUACUGUAUGAAGGUAACUUGUAAGGAAGGCAAGUUCCCUUAAAAUGAUCAUUACAAUGACAAGCUCUUCAGAAAAUAGGUUAGAGGUGAAAUCUUUCAAAGUUGACUCUACAUGUGUCCGUCUGUAGUGCUUCUGUCUCUUCUAUUAUCUUUUUACCCCCUUAUGUUAAAGGUACAGUGUGUAGAAUUUAGUGAUAUCUAGUGUUGAAGUUGCAUGUUGCAGCUGAACACCCCUCACCUCACCCUCUCCUUCCAAACAU